Symbiodinium pilosum is the source of this 387-nucleotide messenger RNA. NCBI's taxonomy places the organism in Eukaryota, Dinophyceae, Suessiales, Symbiodiniaceae. The record is from the annotation of a GenBank genome assembly.
AUGGCAGACGUCCAGGGAAGUGAGCCGCCACCCGCAUCCGCAGCAGCUGCUGCGGCUGCUGAGGCAGCAGCUGCAGCUGCCUGGCCUGCUGCACAGCCGGACCCCGUCCAGGAGCCACCAGAGGCGAUCCAGGACCAACAGGAUCAGGUGCAGGACCAGGUCCAAGACCAGGGCAGCGUCGACACCUCAUCAGCUCGCGGUGCAUCCGUGGACCGCUGCUCCGGCGCACCGGCGCAGGUGGAAGCGGUAAACUCUCCGCGCACAGCCCCGACUACUGCACCAGAGAAGCCCCUGGAGGUGACCGUGGAUGAUGAGCCAGAGGUCUUCCUCGAGAUGAUCAAGUUUGUUUAUUUGAACACCUGCCAUGUGGAUCAGGCCAACGUGAAG